UGUGAUUCAAGAUGGCUGCACACCGGAAAAGGAAGUUUAGAACGAGAUUCUACGCGAGAUUCAAUAUGGUAGCCUCCUAUGCCACGGAAUCUUCACGACCACUUACAAAAUGUUUUGUGCUCUUCAUUCUCUUAGGUAUAUCUCCGAUAUGUGGUCUCAGAUCUUUUGGAAAGAAGGAGUUGAAUUUUUAUAGGGACAAAGUUGUUAGGAUGUUUCACCAUGCCUAUGAUGGAUAUAUGCAAUAUGCCUAUCCUUAUGACGAACUUCGACCAAUAACAUGUGAUGGACAUGAUACAUGGGGAAGUUUUUCCUUGACAUUGAUUGAUGCCCUGGAUACCCUAGCUAUAAUGGGAAACAUGACUGAAUUUAGACGAGUAGCUUACAAGUUGGCAGAUGAAGUAGACUUUGAUAUUGAUAUCAAUGCAUCCGUGUUUGAGACAAACAUAAGAGUUGUUGGAGGUCUGCUGUCAGCACACUUGUUAACAAAGAGAGCAGAUAUGGUACUAGAACCUGGUUGGCCAUGCUCAGGACCUCUUCUUAGACUUGCUGAAGAUGUUGCUAGAAGAUUACUCCCUGCCUUCAAUACAAGUACUGGUAUGCCCUAUGGAACAGUAAACCUCAGGCAUGGCGUUCCAGAAGGGGAGACUGCAGUCACUUGCACUGCUGGAGUUGCGACAUUUAUUGUUGAAUUUGGGACCCUCUCUAAACUAACAGGGGAUCCUAUAUUUGAACAAACAGCAAUGAGAGCUCUGACAUCUUUGUGGAACUAUAGGUCUGAAAUUGGAUUGGUUGGUAACCACAUCAAUGUGCAGACUGGUCAAUGGACAGCACUGGAUUCAGGUAUUGGAGCUGGAGUGGACUCCUACUUUGAGUACUUGGUUAAAGGAGCCAUCCUACUACAGAAACCUGAGCUCAUGGAGAUGUUUGCCAGUUUUAAACAAUCUAUAGAAAGCCACCUGAAACAGGAUGAUUGGUAUAUGUGGGUCCACAUGGUUAAAGGUCAAGUCACUCUUCCUGUCUUUCAGUCUCUGGAGGCCUUCUGGCCAGGAUUGCAGAGCCUAAUUGGUGACAUUGACAAAGCCAUGAAAACUCUCCAUAAUUACCAUCAAGUUUGGAAACAACAUGGCUUUACUCCUGAAUUCUACAAUAUUGCUAAAAGUGAGGUUCACCAAGGAAGAGAGGGGUACCCGCUUAGACCAGAAUUGAUAGAGAGCACAAUGUACCUAUACAGAGCAACAAAGGAUCCAUACCUGCUGGAAGUUGGUGUAGACAUACUAGAAUCCAUAGAACACAGCACAAAAACAAGAUGUGGCUAUGCUACAGUUCAAAAUGUUAAAACUCACAUGUUGGAGAACAGAAUGGAAUCCUUCUUCUUAGCAGAAACAACCAAGUAUCUUUACCUUCUUUUUGACCCUGAAAACUUUAUCCACAACACUGCUGGCCAUGGCACAGUCAUUCAGACGCCAAGUGGAGAGUGCAUCAUUGAUGCUGGUGGAUAUGUUUUUAACACAGAGGCCCAUCCUGUGGACACUGCUGCCCUCUAUUGUUGUAGUGCAGAAAAACACCAAGAUGAUAUGCUGGUACAAGAUAUGCAAGACAAUGUUAAUUUGUUGAGUUUACUUGAUUUAGUUGAUAAUGAACCAGACAUGCUUAGAUUAAAGACAACUGUGGAACAAGGCAAAAAUAAGUACAGAGAAGAUCCACUUGUAGAAGACAUUAAACAACCAUCAGAACAAAUGCCCUCUUCACAAGAGAAAAAUGUUGGUAAUUUCAAAAGCUUGCAACAAAAAGAAUCUGAUUUGAUGCAGCAGACUGUUGAAGCAUUUAAGAAAAUAUUGGAAAAAAUGAAUGGUCCUAAAAAACCCAAGGAGAUUCUAGGGAGUGAGAUUACUGCUUCAAGUUCACAGGAUUCACAAUUACAUGAAAUGAAUACUGGCACAGAGAUACCACCAGGCAACACAGAUACCAAAGCUGAAAAGAGUAUUACACCACAUGCUCAGGAGGCACACAGCACAGUAUUGGAAAAUGCCAACUCAUUGACAAAUGACAGGAACAGUAAUACACAAUUUGAAUCAACAUCUAAUACUGAAAAAAUUGACACACAGAGUGCCAGCACUUACCCUGAGAAAAAUAAAUUAGAUCUUACAAAAACAAAAUCUACUUCAGGAGACUCGGAAUCUUCUGUUGCCACUUCUCAAAAAAAGGGAGAGAGUGACAGCACUGUGACAGUUCAGCAACCUCAAAAAACUUCUAGUCAACCUCAACUUUUACCGCCAAAUGGUGCUGUUAAUGCCAAGGGUGAUGCAGCUAUUAAAACAAGUGAUAAUCAAGAACAGUUCAACUCUGCUUUGAAAAAUAUUGUGCAGGGUCUUUUUCAAGAAAUUAAAACAGAGUUAAAUAUAACUUGUGCAAAUUAUUUUUCAAAAUCUAAAAGACAUAAACAGGAAUUACUUACAUGUCCAGCUAGACCUUUCCAUGCCAGAUUGUCAGUUUUAGGAGAAAUGUUUCUUGAUGACAACUAGUUAAAGUGCUUUGUUUUCUCAUCGUGUUAUUUAUUGACUUGGAUUUGCAUAACCAUUUGCUUCACAGAACAUUCCAAGGCAAAUUGUACCAGCAUUCUGCUCGAGGUUGAAUUGCCUAUUUAUAAAAAUUAAUCCUCAUUUGUUAUUUACCUUGUUUUAACUGCGUCUCUGUGACCAUUUCAUUACCAGAAAAAUUAAAUGAAAUUGUGAACAGAGUUGAUAAACACAUUUGGUAUUUUCCAAAAAUUAAUAAAAUGUAGUGAAUUUUA
This is a messenger RNA of Lingula anatina, 2791 nucleotides long. Its product is annotated as ER degradation-enhancing alpha-mannosidase-like protein 2. The record is from RefSeq and is a predicted model, not a curated record. Gene Ontology annotation, molecular function: mannosyl-oligosaccharide 1,2-alpha-mannosidase activity; calcium ion binding. Gene Ontology annotation, biological process: endoplasmic reticulum mannose trimming; mannose trimming involved in glycoprotein ERAD pathway; carbohydrate metabolic process. Gene Ontology annotation, cellular component: endoplasmic reticulum; membrane. Lineage: Eukaryota; Metazoa; Brachiopoda; Lingulata; Lingulida; Lingulidae.